AUGUCGCUCGCGCUACUAAGCCUGGCCGCGCUGUGCUGGAACGCUGCGUACCCGGAGCCGACUAUCCAGUGUGGCUCUGAAAAUGGGCCAUCUCCAGAGUGGAAGGUUCAACACGCUCUGACCCCUGGAGACUUACGGGACCUCCGAGUGGAACCUGUUAAAAUCACUGUUGAACCACAGGAGUAUUCCCUUUUGAUGAACAUAAGUUGGAUACUCCGAGCAGAUGCCAGCAUCCGCUUGUUGAAGGCCACCAAGAUUUGUGUGACCAGCAAAAGCAACUUCCAGUCCUAUAGCUGUGUGAGGUGCAAUUACACUGAGGCCUUCCAGCAUCAGACCAGACCUUCAGGCCGCAGGUGGAAGUUUUUCUACAUAGGCUUUCCUGUAGAGCUGAGCACAGUCUAUUUCAUUGGGGCCUAUAAUAUCCCAACUGCAAACAUGAAUGAAGAUGGUCCUUCCUUGUCUGCGAAUUUCACCUCACCAGGCUGCCUAGACCACAUAAUGAAAUACAAAAAAAAGUGUAUUGAGGAAGGAAGUCUGUGGGAUCCAAACAUCACUGCUUGUAAGAAGAACGAGAAGACAGUAGAAGUAAAUUUUACCACCAGUCCCCUUGGAGACAGAUACCUGGCUCUCAUCCAAAAUAAAGCUGUUCUUGGAUUUUCUACUGUGUGGGAGAACAAACUAACCCGGACUUCUGUGGUGAUCCCAGUCACCGGGGAGAGUGAAGGUGCUGUGGUACAGCUGGCUCCGUAUUUCCGUACUUGUGGCCAUGACUGCAUCCGACACAAAGGAACUGUUGUGCUUUGCCCCAAGAAACGUCUUCAGAACUCUCUGGAUAAUAAUGACAGAACAGUGUUGGGAGGCUGGCUGCCUCUCCUCAUGGCUCUACUGGUGGUCACAUGGGUGCUGGUGGUCGGAAUCUACCUACUGCAGAGGCAUGAAAAGAUCAAGACAACAUCCUUCCCUGCAACCACGAUACUGCCUCCCAUUAAGGUUCUUGUAGUUUACCCAUCUGAAAUAUGUUUCCAACACACAGUCUGUUACUUCACUGAAUUUCUUGAGAGCCACUGCAGAAGUGAGGUCAUCCUAGAAAAGUGGCAGAAAAAGAAAAUAGCUGAGAUGGGCCCAGUGCAGUGGCUUACCACUCAGAAGAAAGCAGCAGAUAGAAUAAUCUUCCUUCUUUCCAAUGAUGUCAACACCGUGUGUGAUGCUACUUGUGGCAAGAAUGAGGGCAGUGCCAGUGAGAACUCCCAAGACUUGUUCCCCCUAGCCUUCAACAUCUUCUGCAGUGAUUUAACAAGCCAGAUUUGUCUGCACAAAUACAUAGUGGUCUAUUUUAGAGAGGCUGAUACUGAAGAUUACAGUGCUCUCAACGUCUGCCCCAAGUACCACCUCAUGAAGGAGGCCACUGCUUUCUGCAAAGAACUUCUCCACAUCAAGCAGCAUGUGUCAGCAGGGAAAAGGUCACAAGCCUGCCACAACUGCUGA
Orycteropus afer afer is the source of this 1485-nucleotide messenger RNA. It is a transcript of the gene IL17RB, whose product is annotated as interleukin 17 receptor B. The transcript has 11 exons. Gene Ontology annotation, molecular function: interleukin-17 receptor activity. The record is from RefSeq and is a predicted model, not a curated record. The coding region runs from base 1 to 1485 and encodes 494 amino acids. NCBI's taxonomy places the organism in Eukaryota, Metazoa, Chordata, Mammalia, Tubulidentata, Orycteropodidae.